AAGACCUCACCGUCGUCAAGUUCACGCGAAUACACUGUAUACCACUCUAAGUCUCUAACGCCGCUGCCCUUCCACCGUCGCCGGUACACUGAAUCGUCUUUAGCGGUAUGGAGGAAGACAUGGCAAACCGUCGAGUCUCGAGCCGUACUCGUAAGGUUGCUUCGAAGAUGGCGGCAGCUCUUACAAGCACCGACAAUCGAACCCAGGCUGCUAUAGCUAGGCUGGAAGCUUUAGAGAACGAUAAUGGAGCCGUGGAGGUGGUUGAUUUGAACGAUGAUGAAGAAGCCUCUCUCGACGAAGAAGAUGACCUCGGAUACGUGCAGAAGAAGCAACACAAGGGAUCAAAGCGUAAAACUCGACAAGCAAAAGCUUUGGAGGCUCGUAAAGCUCCCAAGUCCUUCACUGAGCUCUUGCAGGAGGCAAAUUUGGAAUCUUUACCGUCGCAUGUGCCCACUUACUUGAAAGCAGCAGCGGGACCUCCGACUUCGUCUUCUCGUCGCCAUUUCUGCACAGUUUGUGGUUACAUUGCAGGAUACAAUUGCUGCUUAUGCGGGAUGCGUUUUUGUUCCAUCCGUUGCCAAAACAUUCACAAGGACACUCGUUGUCAGAAGUUUGUUGCAUAGGAGAAUAAAUGUAAAACAUUUUUUUCAAAAAUUGUACUGAAACAUGACCACAUCAACGUGUGUUCUGUAAUGAAUGAGAAUGAAAUAGCCAAACAAAAAGCA
Molecule: messenger RNA, 725 nt
Organism: Brassica oleracea var. oleracea
Lineage: Eukaryota; Viridiplantae; Streptophyta; Magnoliopsida; Brassicales; Brassicaceae
Product: SWR1 complex subunit 6
Exons: 4
Coding region: 108-623 (171 amino acids)
Biological process (GO): chromatin remodeling
Cellular component (GO): Swr1 complex
Molecular function (GO): nucleosome binding
Source: RefSeq, a predicted model, not a curated record